CGAGUGACUGUUUCUGGGGACAAGCCGUCAUCGUAACCUGCGCGCGUCCGCCGGUGUGUUGCCUCAAUAAGAAGGCCAUGGCCCCUACUGAUCGACACAAGAUUUUUUGGAAUCUCCAUGUCUUUUCUUUCUCUUCUUUCGUCUCUGAGUAGAAUUCCUAGAGUCUCUUCUUGCAAUAUUGCAAAUAGCUUCCAGUCAUCCAGAUCGAUAACGUCAAAGUCACAAAUCAUCUCACGCAACAUGGCGACCGCACAAUCUGGGAAAGGCACCAAGACGGUGUUCACUUUGAACACUGGCGCCAAAAUGCCGGGCGUUGGUCUAGGUACCUGGCAAUCCAAGCCCAACGAAGUCCGCGAGGCCGUCAAGAACGCUCUGCUCGCCGGCUACCGUCACAUUGACACCGCCCUUGCUUAUGGCAACGAAUCUGAAGUCGGCCAAGGCAUUAAGGACUCUGGCGUCCCCCGGAGCGAGAUCUGGGUCACCACGAAACUAGACAACCCAUGGCACAAGCGCGUGUCCGAGGGUAUCGACUCGUCGCUGAAGAGCUUGGACACCGAUUACGUCGACCUAUACCUGAUGCAUUGGCCCAGUUCAUCGGUGCCAGAGGAUUUGAAGAAGCACUACGACGACUGGAACUUUAUCGAUACUUGGCGCGAGAUGCAAAAGCUCGUUGGCACUGGCAAGGUCCGAAAUAUCGGCGUAUCCAACUUUGUCAUGUCCAACCUGGAGAAGCUGCUCAACGACCCUUCCUGCAAGAUUGUCCCAGCUGUCAACCAGAUCGAACUGCACCCCAACAUGCCCUCGCCAAAGACUCUGCAAUACUGCAAAGAGAAGGGAAUUCACUGUACCGCAUACUCUUGCUUGGGAUCGACCGAUUCGCCUCUCUCCAAGGAUAAGACUUUGCAGUCCAUUGCGGAGGCGAAGGGAAAGAGCCCUCAGCAAGUUCUCUUGAUGUGGGGUCUGCAGCGUGGCACCUCUGUCAUUCCCAAGUCAGUCACCAAGUCCCGCAUUGAAGCCAACUUCCAACUUGAUGGUUGGGAGUUGACUGCAGAUGAGAUGCAGAAGAUCAGCAGCAUUCCAGACCGAUUCAAGGUUUGUGGUGAUGCUUGGUUGCCUGUGAAAGUCUUUUUCAACGAGGAGGGCGAUGGAGGUGAUGCGCCAUCUCAUUAGAGGAGUCAAUCACCAAAGUCAACAGGCAUGAAUUGAUGUGUUAGCGGCGGGACUCUGCAAAAUAUCUCAUCGGUACCUUCAGAUGCGAGGAGUCAGUAUCCUUAUAUCACAAAUAGACACAGCAUAGAUUGGCAACCCCGUGUCGCGAUUCGGCGAUGGAUUGCAUAGGGCUGUAAAACAAGUGUCGGUCGGCAGAGGAGUCUUCAGGGGAGAUCGUUGUUAGUCGAUAAAUUCUUGAACUCAGAAACCUCGCGCAACUGUCACGGUGACAUCUCAUGGGGUCAAUUCCAUCUUUUGUAUAGAGUUUGGCUUCAGCAUUUGAGCACACCGAGCUUGGUAGGAUGUAGAUCUAGUAGGCGGCUGAAGCAAGCACAGGAAGAAUGUCAGGAACCAUUUGCC
This is a messenger RNA of Exophiala oligosperma, 1569 nucleotides long. RefSeq lists its product as uncharacterized. The transcript is spliced from 4 exons. Bases 118 to 1170 code for a protein of 350 amino acids. Gene Ontology annotation, cellular component: cytosol. The record is from RefSeq and is a predicted model, not a curated record. Lineage: Eukaryota; Fungi; Ascomycota; Eurotiomycetes; Chaetothyriales; Herpotrichiellaceae. Gene Ontology annotation, molecular function: aldose reductase (NADPH) activity.